Coregonus sp. 'balchen' is the source of this 3212-nucleotide messenger RNA. Lineage: Eukaryota; Metazoa; Chordata; Actinopteri; Salmoniformes; Salmonidae. The record is from the annotation of a GenBank genome assembly.
AUGGCACAUUAUUUAUUAAAUGUAUCUCUCUUUAGUAUGAAUUUCAGAGAAUUCCAAUUUGCCCAAACACUUAUAUUUGCAAUUGAAGAAAUCAAUCGAAAUCCUGCAAUUCUCCCAAACCAUACUCUUGGCUACACAAUCCACAAUGCGUGUGGAUACGACAACAUCCUGAAGUCUGGUGUGGCUUUAGCCAGUGGCCAGGAGGAGUUUAUUGAUGAGGGGAACUGCACCAAGGCUGUCAUGGCUCAGGCUGUCAUUGGCCACUCUGCCUCCACACCAACCAUGGGAUUGGCCCGCAUCAUUGGGAGUUUUCAUAUACCCGUAGUAAGAAUUCCCAUUCACUUUUCUAUGCACUCAUACAGUAUAAUAUAGACUUUUAUACAGGUCUUAUUUUUGUGGAUCGUUGUCUUAAGAUAACAAAAAAAUUGCUUUUGGUCUCGAAACUACUGCACAGUGUGUCAUUAAGUUUCAAAUAACAUUUUAUUAUUUUGUACACAGAUCAGCCACUUUGCCACCUGUACGUGUCUGAGUAACAGAAAGGAGUUCCCCUCUUUCUUCAGAACCAUCCCCAGUGACUUCUACCAGAGCAGAGCCCUGGCCCAGCUGGUCAAGCACUUUGGCUGGACCUGGGUGGGGGCUAUAAGCAGUGAUAAUGACUACGGAAAUAGCGGCCUAGCCACGUUCAUGCUAGCUGCACAGGAGGAGGGAGUGUGUAUAGAAUACUCUGAGGCAUUUGAGCAGACAGGUCCGCGCCACAAGCUUCUCAGGAUAGUGGAGAUUAUUAAACAGUCCAGUUCAAAGGUCAUCAUGGCCUUCAUGACCCACAGGGAGAUCAAGGUUCUGGUGAGUGAGCUCUACAGGCACAACGUCACAGGACUGCAGUGGAUCGGCAGUGAUGCCUGGAUCACAGACCCUUCACUCACUGCCAGCGAGGGACACGGCACCCUGGUGGGCGCCAUAGGCUUCACGGUGAGCAGGGCUCACAUCCCUGGGCUGGGAGAGCAUCUGAGGGACGUCCACCCCUCUCGCUUCCCCAACAGCAUGUUUCUCAGGGAUUUCUGGGAGAUUGUGUUCGACUGCUCUCUCAAUAUGACUACAGAAUCUAAGAGGAAGCCAUGCAACGGCUCUGAGACUUUAAGAGGCGUGCAGAACACGUUCACAGAUGUGUCCAAGCUGACAUUCACUAAUAAUGUGUAUAAGGCUGUGUAUGCCGUGGCUUACGCCCUCCACAACCUGUUGACAUGUGAGGAGAGCCAGGGCCCCUUCUCUAAUGGGAACUGUGCUCAACCCACACACAUCCAGCCAUGGCAGGUGAGCAGAAAUAUACCUCUAAAAAUGUGACCUUUUGUCUAUUGCAAAUCAGUUAAAGUAAAAUAAAUGAUUUCACUGUAGACUGAUAACAACAGAACGAUGAAUGCAAACGCCACAUAUAAAAACGACUUUUCUCUCUUUACCAUUUCUCCUCUCAAGCUGUUGCACUACCUACAGUCUGUCAAUUUCACAACGGGAGAGGAGGAGAGAGUCUUUUUUGACAGCAAUGGAGAUUCCCCAGCCAGAUAUGACCUUGUUAAUAUACAAAGUGCCACAUCGGGAACCAUGGAAGUGGCCACAGUCGGUUUCUAUGAUGCUUCUUUGACUGAAGACCACCAGUUCACUGUGAACAAUGUUAGCAUCGUCUGGGGAGGAAGGAGUGAGACGGUACAUUUUCAUAUUGUCUUGUUGUCGUAUCUCUGGCUGGGGAGUCAGAAUGCUAUCCUGCAUUGUAUUCAAUAACGCAACAAUUGCACUUAACCUUCAGCCACUCAGCCCCUGUUGGUAUGUACAGUAUCAAUACAAGUCAAGUCACUCUACAGUGCACCGACAUUGCUGAUUGACGAUAAACAGGAUUAAUAUGUACAUGAGCGAACAUGAAUACACAGACUCUCCUUGGUCCCCUAUGUGAGUCUGUUUUCUGUGUGCCAGGUGCCUGUGUCAGUGUGCAGUGAGAGCUGUCCCCCAGGCACUCGUAAGGCUGUGCAGAAAGGAAAGCCUGUCUGCUGUUAUGACUGUGUACCAUGUGCAGAGGGAGAGAUCAGUAAUACCACAGGUAAAUUACACCCAGCCAUCAAAAAAUACAGUUGGUGAGGUGAAUACAUGCUGGAUUAAAUACGGGACUGGCCUUCACAAAUCACUUAAACCUCUUAACUGAAAAUGUGUAGAACCAACACAGCAUAUAAUAUGUUAAAUGCUCGGCACGUUUUCCUGAACCAUUAACAUUGUGUUUUUUCUUCUUAUUUUUGUUUUUUCUCUAAACAGAUUCAGCCGAGUGCAUGAAGUGCCCAGUCCAAUACUGGUCCAAUGGGAGAGGGGAUAGAUGUGUCAAAAAAGAGAUUGAAUUCCUGUCCUACACUGAGGUCAUGGGGGUCGUCUUAGUUCUGUUUUGUUUGAUUGGGGUUUGUGUAACUAUUAUUAUAGCAACAAUUUUCUUCCAAUAUAAAGACACACCCAUCGUCAGGGCCAACAACUCUGAGCUGAGCUUCCUGCUGCUCUUCUCCUUGACUCUGUGUUUUCUGUGUUCUCUUACUUUCAUUGGCCGGCCCUCUGAAUGGUCCUGUAUGCUGCGCCACACAGCGUUUGGGAUCACCUUCGUCCUCUGCAUCUCUUGUGUUCUGGGGAAAACAAUAGUGGUGUUGAUGGCCUUCAGGGCUACACUUCCAGACAGUAAUGUCAUGAAACGGUUUGGGCCUCCACAGCAGAGACUCAGUGUUCUGGCUUUCACUCUCAUACAGGUCCUGAUCUGUGUUCUCUGGUUAACAGUCUCCCCUCCUUUCCCCUACAAGAAUAUGAAGACCUAUAAGGAAAAGAUCAUUCUAGAGUGUGAUGUGGGUUCAGCUAUUGGUUUCUGGGCUGUGUUGGGGUAUAUAGGACUCCUGGCUCUCUUGUGCUUUGUGCUGGCUUUUCUGGCUCGAAAGCUGCCUGAUAACUUCAAUGAGGCCAAAUUCAUCACCUUCAGCAUGCUCAUAUUCUGUGCAGUCUGGAUCACCUUUAUCCCAGCUUAUGUCAGCUCUCCUGGGAAGUUCACUGUAGCUGUGGAGAUAUUUGCUAUUCUGGCCUCUAGUUAUGGAAUGCUACUUUGUAUCUUUCUUCCAAAAUGUUUCAUUAUAUUGCUGAGGCCAGAGGAAAACACCAAAAAACACAUGAUGGGGAAGAAGACCAAUGAUAUGCGUUAUUAA